AAACAGAAAAAAUCACAUCUGUCUGUCACCUCGCAAGGAAAACCGGUCAUCAGAAGAAUAGUUAAUAUUUUUUGGAGUAAUUAAUUGCCCAAUUAAAACUUUAAUUGCUUUACCUCUUCGUCUUCAUCGUCAAUUUAGGAAAGCUGCUAUAAAAUGGGUUAUCACCUUGCUAUCGGAGGGUUCGAAUUGGAUGUUGGAAUCCUUGAGGUCAUCGGAGGUAUUUUUGGUUUGACUGUCCUUGUUUUCUGGAUUCGGGCACUGACGAGCAGAAGGGAGGUCCGAUGUAAUCUACCCUUCGGGACGCUGAUAGUGCUCGGUUCUGGAGGCCAUACUAUGGAAAUGAUGACAAUCGUGAAAAGUCUGAAUAGGAAACUGUACUCCCCAAGGACCUACGUGAUAGCAGAGUCGGACACCCUGAGCUUUCAGAAGGUGCAAGAGUACGAACAAGGUCGCGAAGAUUGUCAUAUUGAUUAUGUUCAUCGGGUCAGGGAAGUGGGGCAAGACUGGGUCACAACGUUACUAUGGUCAAUGCCCAUUGCCCUCUUCCAGUGCCACGACAUCAUGAAGUAUAAUAAGCCGGCUUUGAUCUUAUGUAAUGGUCCCGGAAUCUGUGUCCCCAUCUGCUUAAUGGCUAAGUUAUAUCAGUACCUCUUCCGAUGCAAGUGCACCAUCGUCUACAUCGAAAGUGUGUGUCGUGUGACAAGUUUGUCCUUCACGGGAAAAAUCCUACAAUAUUGUGUAGAUCACUUCGUGGUCCAGUGGCGUGAAGUUCAACGCAGAAACGGAUUUUUGUUUUUUGGACGUCUCAGUUAGAUUCGUUAUAGUACAUCUGCUCAAUAGAGAGAUAAGGCUGAGUCGUAUCCACUAAACUUAUUUUAUACCAAAUCAAGACAAUCAUUGUUAUUUAUUUUGUUACUAUCUCCUAUCCUGUUAUAAUGUAUGCUUCCAAAGAAGCUCAAACCUAUCUUUUAUUAUGAAUGUACAUUUUUAAUCAAAAUCCCAAAUUCUAGUGAUAACCAACAGUUCUAGUAAUUGUCUAAGAUAACAUAAGUCAAACAAUUAUUUUAUAAUGAGUCAAAGCAAUCCUCACCAAAUAAAGUGUGGUUUAUGUUACUUUUUAAAAA
Folsomia candida is the source of this 1124-nucleotide messenger RNA. RefSeq names its product UDP-N-acetylglucosamine transferase subunit ALG14 homolog (gene Alg14). The transcript has 4 exons. NCBI's taxonomy places the organism in Eukaryota, Metazoa, Arthropoda, Collembola, Entomobryomorpha, Isotomidae. The coding region runs from base 154 to 813 and encodes 219 amino acids. Gene Ontology annotation, cellular component: UDP-N-acetylglucosamine transferase complex. Gene Ontology annotation, biological process: dolichol-linked oligosaccharide biosynthetic process. The record is from RefSeq and is a predicted model, not a curated record.